AAUGGAGGUGAUCGAUCAAAAAGACCGUUGGAACAUCUUGAAGGUUGUACUGAGGUUGGUAGAUACUGAGAAUGUUGAUGCAGAGAACAAAACAGAAAUUCGUAAUGGGAGCCUCAUCAAUACAGCUCUGGACUUUAAAGUGCCCAUCCUGUACUCAUUCCACUGCACAUCGAUGAAACUGUUCCUUGACGCCUUGGACAAUGAGUAUUCAUACUUCAAGGGAACUUAUGUCAAAUUCACUGGUUUCCAGUUCCAGCCAUUCCAUAUCCAGAACGACCGCUUCUACAAUUCAGUGGACUGUGUGGGCUUCUUCACCUCUGGUAUCUGGAUGGGACUUGUCCCCGUGGCCCUGCUGCUGACCAUACUGCUGGGUGGCACCAUGAUGCUGCUCAACCUGUCCAUCAUGGACAGAUAUGAUGAUCCCAAGGGCAAGACCAUCACGGUCCACACCCCAGGGGCUGAUUAGAUGUUGCUGGACAGACAUUCUGCCGAUACCUUCUUUCUCCCAGUUUUGUGAUGUCGUACGUUCGUAAUGUGAUUGUGUUUUUCCAAGUGUCUCUCUUGACUUACUGAACUCUGUGUAAUGUAGAUAGAUAUUAUAUCAGGACAGAAGUCUUUGCGCCGAAUGCUGAUUUCAAGCAUUAAUUAUAUUUGCAUUGGUUCAUGGAUUGCAAAAAAAUAUUUUUUAUUAACAAUCUGGCCAAGGUGGUCGGCUGACUACUAAUAGCCCAGGUCCUGCAAGUUGAUUAAAUGUGAAAGUUGAGAUAUGACCAGUGUAUUUCUUCAGUGUUUUUGUGUAUCUAAGCAUUCCAAA
This is a messenger RNA of Aplysia californica (California sea hare), 814 nucleotides long. RefSeq names its product V-type proton ATPase subunit S1. Gene Ontology annotation, cellular component: proton-transporting V-type ATPase complex. Lineage: Eukaryota; Metazoa; Mollusca; Gastropoda; Aplysiida; Aplysiidae. The record is from RefSeq and is a predicted model, not a curated record.